CGUUCAAUGACGUGAAGAGCAGGUAUGCAUUGUGCAGCCGAGUAUUGACUAGUCAGUUGUCAACAAUCAAUCAGCCAGCAUUUUUUCCACACCAAUUCGAUUUUCUGCUCCUUGGAUUUUUCACCAAGGUACGUCGAGUCUUAACGGAGCAACUCGGUGAACUGAAGGAGAUUGCGCAAGCGGAUAAACCGUGCAGCGUUGAGCGUGGUUCGUGUUGAAGCAAGGUGAACGACUUGCGUACGAUAAGCGCCUACUGAACUGCCUGUGACAGAGUGCGAAGGACUGCGCGCCAUCAUGACGUCCGGAGUUGAUCCAGAUGCGGAGGCGGGUGCGGUGACGUUGACGUCGCGGGUGGUGGCGAGCGGGCGCCGUCGUGUCUACGGGUGGGUGAUCGUGGCGGCGGCCUUCUUCUGCUCCUUCGUGGUGGACGGCGUGGCCGGCUCCAUCAGCAUGUUCCUCGACAACUUCCGCGAGGUCACCGCCGACUGCCAGAAGGAAGCCGGCAACGGCACCAGCACCGGUCAGUGCCUGUCGUCGUCCCUGACCUCCCUCGUCGGCAGCUUCCUCUACGGCGUCUACCUCCUCAUGGGCCCCAUCGCCUGCUCGCUGGCCGACACCUUCGGCUACCGGUUGAUCAUCUUCAGCGGCUCCCUCAUCGCCGCGUCCGGCUUCGCCGUCAGCUUCUUCGUCAAUAAUCUCUACGUCCUCAUCGUCACCUACGGCGUCAUUGGAGGCAUGGGAUUCGGGCUGAUUUAUUCGCCCUCGAUCAUGUACGUGUGCGCCUACUUCAAGGAGGGCAACGCGCUGGCCGUGGGCCUGACGGUGUGCGGGUCGAGCGUGGGCGGCAUGGUCUUCCCGCUGAUCGUGACGGCGCUGCUGCACAUCUGGCACUGGCAGGGCACCAUGCUCUUCCUGGCCGGCGUGGCGCUCCUCUGCUGCGUCGCCGCCGCCGCCAUGUUCGACCCGCAACACAAGGCCCACACGCAGCCGCUCAGCGUCCGCCCGCGCGGGGGCGGCUGCCUGCCGCCGCUGGUCAAGGAGGCCCUCCACGACAUGACGCGAUUGAGCAUCUACCGGCAUCCGGCCUUCCUCCUCUACAGCAUCGCCAGCUUCAUCGGUUCGUUGGCGCUGUUGACACCUAUCUUCUUCCUGCCGGACCUGGCGCAGAGCCUGUACGGCAUCACGAAAGACACCUCGGCGUACACGAUGACGGCGGUGAACUGCGCCAAUUUAGCCGGGAGGAUCGCUUGGGGCGCCGUGAUCGACCGCAGCGGCUGGGAUCCGCUGAAACUGCACAACGCCUGCAUCCUGCUGGGCGGCGUCUGGCUGGGCCUGCUCCCGGUCUGCGGCACCUUCGCCGGCAUGCUCGUCGACGGCGCCGUCUACGGCUUCUUCAUCGCGCCGUAUAUUUCGCUGAUGGCGGUGAUUUUAUCGAGUCGACUCGGUCCGGAACAACUGCCGCUGGCCUUCGGACAGACGCAGCUGCUGGCCGGCAUCGCCAGCAUGCUCGGACCGCCCAUUGCCGAGAUCAUCAGCGGCGCGCCGGCCUUCUACAGUUCCGGCGCGUUGUGGAUCGUCGCGGCGCUGAUCGGCAGCCUCAUCUUCCUGCUGCCGAAAAGCGGCAAGUUGUCCGUUAAACAAGAGACAUCCGGCGACCCGACCAACGCCGUGCUGGAGAGCGCCCAACUCACCGCCGUCGUCGAUGCUUAAAAUCAUUGAAAAUCAAUAUCACUGUAGUAUAUUUUUGUACCAAUUUCCUGUUAAUAUUAUUAUUAAUCAAUGCAAUCCGUUCUCCCUGCGAAUCCUCACUGUUGCGCUCAGCUUCGAAAUGUUUUUUUGGGAUAAUUUUCUUGUUGCGCUAAUUUAUUUAUUCGAUUGUUGUUCCUGUGGUUUUUGGCUCGGCUAACGCGGACGUUUUCUUCGAUGCGCACAAUUGUGGUGUUUUUGUCAGCUGUAAUUUUCCUGUCGUCAUCACUGGACGCAGUAAUAAUAAAUUGACUUGUUUAUUAUUUAUUCC
Molecule: messenger RNA, 2017 nt
Organism: Paramacrobiotus metropolitanus
Lineage: Eukaryota; Metazoa; Tardigrada; Eutardigrada; Parachela; Macrobiotidae
Product: monocarboxylate transporter 12-like
Exons: 8
Coding region: 295-1710 (471 amino acids)
Biological process (GO): monocarboxylic acid transport; transmembrane transport
Molecular function (GO): monocarboxylic acid transmembrane transporter activity
Source: RefSeq, a predicted model, not a curated record